Molecule: messenger RNA, 534 nt
Organism: Gossypium raimondii (Peruvian cotton)
Lineage: Eukaryota; Viridiplantae; Streptophyta; Magnoliopsida; Malvales; Malvaceae
Exons: 2
Coding region: 1-534 (177 amino acids)
Source: RefSeq, a predicted model, not a curated record
AUGUCGCCUCUAAAAGCUUCAGGUGAGGAUGGUCUAAGAGCAGUUUUCUAUCAACGUUUCUGGCAUAUCUUGGGAGAUGAAGUAGCUGGUUAUUGUAUCAGUUUUUUAAACGGUGAGUUUCCUAUAAACCUUAUUAAUCAUAUGCAUAUUGUCUUAAUUCCAAAAGUUAAGAGUCCUCGCAGCAUGAUGAAUUUUCAUCCCUUAAGCCUUUGUAACGUAUUGUAUAAGAUUGCUUCAAAGGCUUUGGUGAAUAGGUUUCAAGAAGUUCUUCAGUUUUGCAUUGAUGAGGCACAAAGCGCAUUUGUGUCGGGGCGUCUUCUUUCUAAUAAUAUUGUGGCCGCUUAUGAGAUUUUCCAUUCCAUGAAAAAUAGAAGAUUUGGCAUGGGGAAUAGGUUAGAUGUGGAGAGAAUUUGGGGGGUUCAUCAUGCUGAUAAUUGGGAGAAAUACUUGGGUUUACCUUGUAUGGUUGGCUGGAACAAGAAGUGGGCUUUUGUUAGCCUAAGGGAUAAAAGUCAAAGUCAGAUAUCUUCUUAG